This is a messenger RNA of Symbiodinium natans, 900 nucleotides long. NCBI's taxonomy places the organism in Eukaryota, Dinophyceae, Suessiales, Symbiodiniaceae. The record is from the annotation of a GenBank genome assembly.
AUGGGCACAUUGCUGGUGUCGAAGGUGCGCGAGGAGUACCCGGACCGCAUCAUGGAGACCUUCUCCGUCAUCCCGAGCCCCAAAGUCUCCGACACGGUCGUGGAGCCUUACAAUGCUGUUUUGAGCUUCCACCAGCUCGUGGAGAACUCCGACGAGUCUUUCUUGUUGGACAAUGAGGCGCUCUAUGACAUCUGCUUCCGAACCCUCAAAUUGACGACGCCGACUUACGGCGACCUCAACCACCUGGUUUCUGCGGCAAUGAGCGGGGUCACCUGCUGCUUGCGCUUCCCAGGGCAGCUGAACUGCGACCUGCGGAAGAUCGCAGUGAACUUGGUGCCAUUCCCGCGCCUGCACUUCUUCAUGACAGGAUUUGCUCCGCUGACGUCCCGUGGCUCUCAGCAGUACCGGGCUCUCACAGUUCCCGAGCUUACUCAGCAGAUGUUCGAUGCAAAAAACAUGAUGUGUGCGGCUGAUCCUCGCCACGGGCGCUACCUGACGGCAGCAGCCCUCUUCCGUGGCAGGAUGUCCACGAAGGAGGUGGAUGAACAGAUGCUGAAUGUUCAAAACAAGAACUCGUCGUACUUCGUCGAGUGGAUCCCGAACAACAUCAAGGCGUCCGUCUGCGACAUCCCACCGAAAGGCCUGAAGAUGGCCGUGGCCUUUGCGGGCAACUCCACCGCAAUCCAGGAGAUGUUCAAGAGGGUCGCCGAGUACUUCACGGCCAUGUUCCGGCGCAAGGCUUUCUUGCACUGGUACACGGGUGAGGGCAUGGAUGAGAUGGAGUUCACGGAGGCCGAGUCCAACAUGAACGACCUCGUGUCGGAGUACCAGCAGUAUCAGGAUGCGACUGCUGAGGAGGAGGGCGAGUUCGACGAGGAGGAGGGCGAGUAUGACGGGUGA